UGUUGGCUCAAGCCGCGGUGCCGCAGCCGGGGCGCGCUCCGUUUGGUGCGCGGCGCCCGCCUCGCGUCGGGCCCAUGGCGGCGGGCCAUGGCAUGCGCCGGCUUGCCGCCGUGCUGCUGGCGUCGGGUGUGGCCGCGCAGGACACCACCACUGCAACAUCGACCAGCGCGGAGGUCGUGGAGCCCACCCCGGCGCCCAGCCCGCAGCCGACCGCGUGGUCCAUCGCGGACGACGGGCCGCUGUGCGGCGUCACGACGCGCCCGCUGACGGAGGACCCGCAGAGGCGCUUCUGCUUCAAGCAGUGCCGAGUGGAGCGGGACGGCACGGUGAGGCCGAAGUUCAAAGAGUGGGUCGACUACUGCGAAGACACGGCCGUCAUGGAGGACUGGGACGAGGAGUGCAAGGCGUUCUUCGCCUGCAAGUACGGCUGCGAGGUGUGGGGUGGAGAUCGCGGAACCAUCCUCGACGCGCAGGCCGAGGACCGCACGGACGUCAUCCAGAACACCGAGGCCGAGAUGUACAUCGCCGGCAUGACGCAGGAGAAGAAGUGCAUCCUGGAGAAGUGCAACUCGUAUUGCGCCAGGGAGGCAUUCGGCUCAUGCAAGGAGGCGCAGUUCCAGCAGGAGUGCGACGCAGGCAACUACCACCUGUUUGGCUGCGACAUCGACUGCAGCACGGCGGCCCCGCUGGCCCGACAUGCCUUGGCCGCCGCAGCCGCGCUUGCGCUUCUUGCGGGCGUGCUGGCGCCGCCGCCAUCGUGAGGACGGGCUGAGGGUCUCACGCUUAGGGCUUAGGUAGGGUGCAGUGCCGAAGGCAUCCGCCUCCGAUGGCUCCUCUGGCGCCUGGAGCUGGACUUGGACCGCCUGCCAGGUCGACGGCGUUGUCGCGGACGUAGCCUGCCGUGACCGCCAUGGAAUGCUGUAAGAAAA
Messenger RNA from Prorocentrum cordatum, 929 nucleotides. The record is from the annotation of a GenBank genome assembly. NCBI's taxonomy places the organism in Eukaryota, Dinophyceae, Prorocentrales, Prorocentraceae.